Messenger RNA from Lactuca virosa, 951 nucleotides. NCBI's taxonomy places the organism in Eukaryota, Viridiplantae, Streptophyta, Magnoliopsida, Asterales, Asteraceae. The record is from the annotation of a GenBank genome assembly.
CACAUUUCUAAGAACAUAUCGAGUUAUUGACUCCGUCUACCUCUUUCUCUCAUCUUAAAUCUGCACCACAAUUAUGUUCGUCGGACCGCUGCCGGAACCAAUUUACCGCCAUCAUACCGUUGUCGGAUCCAUCAUAGUGCCACUUCUUCACUCUUUCCUGAUAUGCUUGUCCACCACAUCUCAUCGUCGAAGACCACCUUCAUCUGCCUCUCAUCUUCCCAAACCGCUACCAGAUUUCGUUUCAAAGACCAUUAGAUCUUGCUUCACCGGAUCUGAAGCAGAAGUCCAUCAGAUUUGGUCUACUAUCUCGUUCCAACAUUUUACAGUCACAAAACCGAGAACGAAGAUAUGCUCUUUCUUCCUUCAUCAUCUACUGUAACAGUGAUAGUUUCUCCGAGCUGGAAACCCACCCAAUCGUAGAUGCCCUGUAGUUCUGGAUUCAAAAUAUGUGUAUUAUCAGGUUGUAAAUUAUGUUCUGGAUUCACAUCAUAUCUUGAUUAUAAGUCUAGUAGUGACCACUGGGAUGUUCGUGACAACUUGUUUCAUGACGAUGGUGAUGAUAAUCGUGAGGAAGCAGCAAAUUAUAACUCUUCUUUAUUUCUUGUACUUUUCCGAUCAAUCAAACUCUUUUACCUCUAAGCUGCCUUCUUCAAGGUUCCAAAAGGUGGAUGGAUCCCACUCCUACUCUCUCUAACCUUCAUGUCAUAUUCAUAUGGAAUUAUGGUAAACCAAAAAAAAAAAAAAAAAAAAAACGAAUUUGAACAUGUGAUAGAUACUUAUAUGAUUUGAAAAAAAAAAAAUUGAAAUAUUACUCAAUAGUUCUUAUCCCUAUCGGUACGAUUGUUUUUGAAAAAUGUUAUAUUUUUGGUAGUAUUUUGAACUAGAUGACAUCAAUAAUUGUUGUUGGUCUAAAAAAAGUAUAUCAUUUUGUUACGUAGAGCUUUUCCCAUG